AUGGGGCGGAGGCUUCCGCGGGCGGGCAGCGGGGCCGCCGGCAUGGGGGAGGCGCGGGGCGCGGUGGUGGCGAGAGCGGCGGUCAUCGUGCUCGGGGCGGGAGCCUGCUACUGCCUGUGGCGGCUGGCGGCGGGCGGCCGGCGGGGGCCGCGGGCUGCGGGCGGGGUGCCUCGGGGCCGGCCGCCAGAUAACAGUCCUCCACUGUCAACCCAUACCAUGGACGCAGAUGCUCUACAGAAACUUAUUUAUUUGCUGCAUGCCACAGAUGAUCCAUUAAUUCAAGAGCAAGCUUUAAUCACUCUCGGCAACAGUGCUGCCUUCUCUGUAAAUCAUGAUAUAAUCCGGAAUUUGGGUGGCCUUUCUGUUAUUGGAGGGAUGCUCUCAGAUUGCGUUCCCAAAGUUAAAGAAAAAGCACUGAAUGCACUUAAUAAUUUGAGUAUGAAUAUUAAAAAUCAGGAAGAGAUACAGGUAUAUAUUACACAAGUGUGUGGGACUGUUGAGUCAGCUCCCCUGAACUCUGACCUGCAGCUAGCUGGACUCCGGUUAUUGACAAAUAUGUCUGUUACCAGCGACUACCACCCUAAAAUGAUAACCUCAAUUCCAUGCCUGCUUCAUUUGCUUUCAGAAGGAACUGAAAGGACACAGAUUCAAGUUCUGAAAGUACUUGUGAACUUAUCUGCAAACCCAGCCAUGACAAGGCAUCUUCUCAGAGGUCAAGUGCCAACGUUGCUGUUACUUCUUGACAACUGUACAAACAGAGAUAUUCUGCUUAGAGCCCUGGUGUUUGCAGCAAACUUGAAAAAGAAUGUGAACAGAGAUGGCACCAUGGACCGGUACAAUGAAAGUUCCAUUUUCUUUACACUCUGUGGGGACUCUACUGCAUUUGCUCAGAAACUGGCGUCUUUGUUGCAUCACCCUGAUGCAGAAGUGAAAGAGCAAGUUGUGAGGAUAUUAACACAGUAGUGAUUCCUUUUUUAAAACAAACAGACUGACCUGAUGAAAAUAUCUCGCCUUAGGAAUGAUGGGCUAAACCCCCCCCCAAAAGCAACAAUAAAACAACCCCAGAAGUACUAAAUAGUACCAUAUUAUUAGGCACAAAUCAUAGAAUAGUUAGGGUUGGAAAGGAUCUUAAGAUCAUCAAGUUCCAACCCCCCU
This is a messenger RNA of Pezoporus flaviventris, 1155 nucleotides long. RefSeq names its product armadillo repeat containing 10 (gene ARMC10). The transcript is spliced from 6 exons. NCBI's taxonomy places the organism in Eukaryota, Metazoa, Chordata, Aves, Psittaciformes, Psittacidae. Gene Ontology annotation, molecular function: protein binding. The record is from RefSeq and is a predicted model, not a curated record. Gene Ontology annotation, cellular component: mitochondrion. Bases 1 to 963 code for a protein of 320 amino acids.